AUGACAAUAUGCAUUCGGUAGAGCCGCAUCGAGCUGCAUUGAGAUGUUUUCAACGGUUCUGGCUACAGUUGGACGAAGGUUGCAGCAUCUUUCGUGUAAUCAGUGUAUCGUGCGGUCUCUCGUCUCUUCGAGACCGUCGGGACGCUUUAAGACGCCGCGUGUGUCUCUUUAAUCAAGUCCGAUCACAUGGUCCAAAAAAUGACUAUGAAAUUCAGUCGUCGUUCAUCAGGUUAACAAUGGCGACGGCGACGGCGACAGCAACAGCGGCAGUGACGGUGGAAGCACUGGCUGGCGGUCACUUUGAACCAUCUUGGACCGUAGAGAUCAUCCCCACUUGGCAUCAAAGCUGUGCCGCACCGCAGUCGCAUCCACCGUCGUCACAUUAAAAGUUGCGUCUUAUCUUUUCGCGU
Messenger RNA from Cephus cinctus (wheat stem sawfly), 410 nucleotides. RefSeq lists its product as uncharacterized. The transcript is spliced from 3 exons. The record is from RefSeq and is a predicted model, not a curated record. Lineage: Eukaryota; Metazoa; Arthropoda; Insecta; Hymenoptera; Cephidae. Bases 9 to 386 code for a protein of 125 amino acids.